AUGAAUAACUUUAAUCCUAAUAUUCAUUUUCCACCUCCACCACCGCCUCCUCCCAUGAAACCCAUGGAUAUGGAGCAACAGCAUGUCAUGGUUCAGUCAAUGGUGGAUUCCUACGAUGACGAUAUGCUUAAAAUGGCCCCGCCAAACUUCGUUCCUCAACCGCCGCCAGGGCCACCGCAAGCAAUGGGAAUACCGCCGCCUCCACCAGGUCCAAUGGUACACGGCCAUCCCGUAAACGCACAACAUACUAUGGUUAUGGGCGGAAUGAUGCCGCACAUGAAUAUGCACCCAGUACCGAGCAGGCAUCUGAUAGACCCAUACCUGGCGGCAGAAAUAUCAUCUAUCGUACACACACUGUCCACAUCGCAACUAAUUUACGUUCUGGCGUCUCUUAAAAAAUUCCUGAAGCACGCUCCAUCCGAAGCAAGGAGGUUCCUGCUCAAUAAUCCGCAACUUACAUACGCGCUGUUGCACACCCAGUUCAUCCUGGGUGGUCACGAUGAAACGAUAUUGCCACUAUCUAGAAUGGAUCAUGAAAUAUCACAGGUAAAUAAGAUGGAAAGGUCAAUGCACCUGAAGCCGUUCCACAACUUAUACGAAGAAGCAACUGGACCAGUUGAUCAACGACAAUCAUAUUCUACAACACAAAUAUAUGGCACAAGCGAACAAGUUGUCAAUCAACAAUUAACACCUGAAAUGCCGAAAUACGAACAGAAUAUGUAUCAGGAAGAAGCAUAUUACCCACAGCAGCAGCAGGUGGCAAAAGGCCAAGGAGCUUCACAGGCUGAGAUAGAAGAGUUGAUGAAUCAGGGAAUAUACCCGGCAUCGGCGGCACUUGUGGACGAAGUGAUCAAGAAUCCGGAGAUUCUAACGAACAUUCAAAAGGCAACGAGACAGGAAAUGACGUCAUGGCCUGAGGAACAGAAGCAGCAGGUCUUAUCGAUUAAAAUAGUAAGGAAUGUUGUUGAUAUAGACACUCAGGCACUGCACAUGAGAGGAAUAUCGGUGAAUUUGUAG
This is a messenger RNA of Theileria orientalis strain Shintoku, 1017 nucleotides long. RefSeq lists its product as hypothetical. Lineage: Eukaryota; Apicomplexa; Aconoidasida; Piroplasmida; Theileriidae. Gene Ontology annotation, molecular function: mRNA binding. The record is from RefSeq and is a predicted model, not a curated record. Gene Ontology annotation, cellular component: mRNA cleavage and polyadenylation specificity factor complex. The transcript is spliced from 5 exons. The coding region runs from base 1 to 1017 and encodes 338 amino acids.